Molecule: messenger RNA, 1973 nt
Organism: Bombyx mori (domestic silkworm)
Lineage: Eukaryota; Metazoa; Arthropoda; Insecta; Lepidoptera; Bombycidae
Product: testis-expressed protein 10
Exons: 2
Coding region: 1-1929 (642 amino acids)
Cellular component (GO): nucleus; MLL1 complex
Source: RefSeq, a predicted model, not a curated record
AUGCCACAAACGGGUGCAACUCGUUACCAAAAAUUUCUUAAGUCUGAAAAGGCAAAGACUAAACUGAAAGCCAAAAAGGAUCUUCCUAAAGGAACAAAUGUUACUAAAACAAAUUUUAAAGUGAAGAAAAUUGUCAUUAAAGAGCAGCUUAGAAAACGUACUGAGAAAGAGGCGUUGUCUAUACGAAAGCUGAAUGUUAAAGAACUCAUAACACGUCUAAAUCAUUUUAACACAAAUACCCGGAAAGACGCUCUCGAUGGACUCACGGAACUAAUUUCAGCUCAUCCGGAAAUUUUAGAAAAAGAUUUAGGACUAAUUAUUCAUGGAGUUAGUCCAAUGAUUUUGAAUGUUGAAAAAAUCGUGCGCCAUGAAUCACUGAAAGUUUUACACUUGAUACUUUCGAAUUUGAGUGUUGAGAAGAUAGAUCCAUUUUUUGAUGUUAUGUCUACGUUUCUAAGGAGUGCUAUGACUCAUAUUAACAGUAGAAUUCAAGAAGAUUCUCUACUAUUCUUAGAUAUUCUCCUUCUAUGUGCCCCAAUGAAAAUGGCAAAAGAUUUUUAUAGAAUUAUUCCAAAUUUUUUAGACAUGAUAUCAAAAUUACACAUUGACUCAAAACCUGGACGAACACUUACAGUUAAUAUGGAAAGCCAAAUUACAAGUGUUCGUUGGAGAUCUAAAGUUCUUCAUAGACUUCAAGAUUAUUUACAGAAAUUUGUCAUACACAACAAAGUUCUUGAAUUUGAGAAACCUAUAACAGAGUGUACAGAAGUUUUUGACCAAACUAAGCUAAAGUAUUAUCCAUUAUUUAAGCCAACUUACACAUCAGUAUGCUAUUUGAAAAUGCUAUCAUCCAAAAAUUCUCAAGAGAUUGUAUCUGUUGAUGAAGUGGAACAAUUGAAAGGCUAUAUAGACAACUUGAUGCCACUAUUAUUUGAAAUAUGGCUUGAAGUGUGCCCAAAUAUGAACAAGGAAAAAAACAUUGAGACUGUUGUAAGUGAAGAUGCUGCAUCAUUAUUAAAACAUUCUCUUGAGAUUAUAUUUUUGUUAUGGGACCUAAUAGAACAUCUCAACAAGAAGAAUCCGAGUUCAGAUAUAGAAUCAUCUUUUUGCCAGAAAUAUAAAAACUUAUAUACAUUACACUUUGUGAAUGCUUUUCCUUAUGUGACAAAUGUUAGAACCAAACAAAAUAGUGAUACUUCCCUUGAGAAUGUGAUUACGGACUCAAAAUUGGUUUUAGAAAAUUUGAAAAUAUGCCACUUGUUCAUAUUAUUAAAUCCAAAGAUAAAUUUGAAGUUACAAAACAAAGACAUUGUUGCUAUCUUGCAUUAUAUAGAAAAAACUUUCAACCAUAAUACUAAAGAUGAAGUAAACGAUGCCAUCAUUGAAAUCAUGCACACCAUAUUUUCAACUGAAGUGAGUAACUGGAGUAAAACAUGUAGUGUAAUGGAUGGCUUAUUCCGGAAAAUUAUAUGUGCCUACUUCAAUAAAAAUAUGUCCGGAUCGUGGAAACAAAAAAUAUUCGGGGUCCUAUGCAAAGUUGCUCUUAAUGAUAAACUAAGUCAUUUUCAUGCCAUUGAUGCAUAUGAAAUGUGGCUCAAGAAUCUACCAGACAUUUUAUUGGGUAGUUCAGUUACAGAACAAACCAUAGAUAUUAUUCAUAAAUUUGCUGUACAGAGCAAUGACAAAUUUAAUAUAGUCAUCAAACCUAAGUUGUCAAUGAUUAUAGAAAAUCUGCCAAAUAUUGUUAGUUCAGAAGCUGCUAAUAAUCCAAACAUGUAUUAUAAAUUAUUUUCAUUAUUUUUUUGGAUACGACCUUGGGAUAAUGAAUCCUUAAAUGUUUUAGAAAAACAAUUAUUGGACAGCAAAUAUAGUGAUGAUCAUUGUAAAUAUAUUAUUGAUACGUUAAAAAGUAGAACUGGAAGCACCUAAUCCAAAUCUGUAAUGUAUUAAAAGAAAUAUAAUUACUAUUAUAA